AGUGUUCCGGCGCGGAGGGCGUGGUCUUGUGAUGCAUUGCGGCUCAGUUGCUCUAGCCAGUGAAACGUAUGCCCAGUUAAUGUGAGGAGUUGCCUGUGGUCCCCGUGUCCAGUCCACACACCAUGCUGAAAUGAAAUGAAAUGAUACGGCACGCCACCACCAGGCAUUCCGCAAGUCGAGAAUGGAGGCGAAAGGGAUCACCAAAUUAUGCACCACUGCACGGGAGUACAGCCGUCUAUUCUUUUAACGCAGUCGUAUAGUUUUUUCCAGCAUGUAUGGGGUAAAACAGAGGUGAGUUGGGGCUGUUGAUUGCCCUCUCACUGUUUUAGAAACUGCGCACUCUCGCCUCCUUGACGGCUGGGAAGCGCACCACUCGCGGGUCUAGACUGCUCCAUUUUUCCUCUGCGAAACAAUAAUACACGGAAACAUCAUGACAACGGGACAAGACGAGAGCUCGGUUCGCGUGGCCCUACGGAUUCGUCCACAGCUGCCCCGAGAGAAGAUCGAGGGGUGUCACAUCUGCACGUUCGUGAGCCCGGGAGAGCCCAUGGUCAUGCUGGGAAAGGAUAAGGCCUUCACAUACGACUAUGUGUUCGACAUGGACUCCCAACAGGACAACAUCUAUGGCAACUGCACCGAGAAGCUGAUUGAGGGCUGCUUCGAGGGCUACAAUGCCACCAUAUUUGCCUAUGGACAGACGGGCUCUGGGAAGACGUACACCAUGGGCACGGGCUUCGAUGUCAACAUCAUGGACGAGGAGAAGGGCAUCAUCCCACGGGCAGUCACCCACCUCUUCCAGGGCGUGGAGCAGAGGAAGCAGGCCGCUGUCGAGCAGGGACGCCCUGUGCCUGAGUUCAAGAUCAACGCCCAGUUCUUGGAGCUGUACAAUGAAGAGGUGCUGGAUCUCUUUGACUCAACACGGGACAUGGAGGCACGGAAGCAGAAGUCUCACAUUAAGAUCCACGAAGAUGCCAAUGGGGGGAUCUACACGGUGGGGGUGACCACGAGGACCGUCUCGUCCGAAGCUGAGAUGUUGCAGUGUCUGAAGCUGGGCGCCCUCUGCCGCAGCACGGCCAGCACCCAGAUGAACGUCCAGAGUUCCCGCUCCCACGCCAUCUUCACCAUCCACUUGUGCCAAGUGCGCGUCUGCACCGGUGACAAUCAAGGUGAUGAGACGGACAAUCGCCUGGCAGAGGGCUCGUCUGAGAUGGAUGAGUUUGAGACCCUCACAGCCAAGUUUCACUUCGUGGACCUGGCCGGUUCUGAGCGCCUGAAGCGGACCGGAGCCACGGGGGACCGAGCCAAAGAGGGCAUCUCCAUCAACUGUGGCCUGCUGGCUUUAGGAAAUGUCAUCAGCGCUUUGGGAGAUAGAAGCAAAAGAACGACCCACGUGCCUUACAGGGACUCCAAACUCACACGCCUCCUGCAGGACUCUCUGGGAGGAAACAGCCAGACGGUGAUGAUCGCCUGCAUCAGCCCGUCCGACCGCGACUUCAUGGAGACUCUGAACACCCUCAAGUACGCCAACCGGGCCAGGAACAUCAAGAACAAGGUGACGGUCAACCAGGACAAGGCCAGCCAGCAGAUCAGUGCCCUGAGGACGGAGAUCGCCAGACUGCAGAUCGAGCUCAUGGAGUACAGGACGGGGAAGCGUCUGGUGGGCGAGGACGGCCUGGAGAGCAUCAACGACAUGUUCCACGAGAACUCCAUGAUGCAGACGGAGAACGCAAACCUGCGCGUGCGCGUGAAGGCCAUGCAGGAGACCAUCGAUGUCCAGAGGGCGCGUCUGACCCAACUCCUGAGCGACCAGGCCAAACACACGCUGGCCAACAUGGGUGAAGGGAGUGAGGAGAUUGGUAACAUGAUUCAGAACUACAUUAAAGAGAUUGAAGACCUCAGGGCGAAGCUGCUGGAGAGUGAAGCAGUGAAUGAGAACCUGAGGAAAAGCCUCUCGCGUGCCUCGAACCACUCUGCAUUCUAUGGAGGACCCGGAAGCUUCUCCUCCUCCGCCCUCCUGGGCCCGGGGCCAGACAAGGAGGCCUCUGACAUCAUUGAGCUCGCCAAGAAGGAUCUGGAGAAGCUCAGAAAGAAGGAGAAGAAGAAGAAGAAGAGGCUUCAGCACCUGCUGGAGGAAAGGAGGAGGAGGAGGAGGAGGAGAUGGAGGAGGAGGACAGCAAUGUUAAGGAAGAGAUGCCAGACAACGACCAAGAAAAAGGAUUGGAGAAGGAGCAGUCUGAGCCAGCCAAUGAGGAUGCUGCUGAAAUGGUAUGUGUCACCGGCGCCUACCUACAUUGUCUUUACUGAUUGGCUGUGGAGGAGAUGUUUGCUUGAUCAUCAUGUGCUUCAUCAGGGGCAACAGGAUGGGAGUGACCAUGAGGAGGGUGAGGAUGAGGAGGAGGACGACGACGAAGAGGAAGAUAUGGAUGGUGAAGAGAGCUCGGAUGACUCUGACUCUGAGCUGGAUGAGAAAGAUAACUUCCAGGCUGACCUGGCUAAUAUCACCUGUGAGAUCGCCAUCAAGCAGAAGCUGAUCGAUGAGCUGGAGAAUAGCCAGCGGCGGCUGUACACCCUCAAACAGCAGUAUGAGCAGAAGCUCAUGAUGCUUCAGAGCAGGAUCCGGGACACCGAGCUGGAGAGAGACCGCGUGCUGCACAACAUGGGCUCCGUGGAGACGUGCACAGAGGAGAAAGCCCGUAAGAUCAAAGUGGAGUAUGAGAAGAAGCUGGGUGUCAUGCACAAGGAGCUGCAGAAGCUUCAGGUCGGCCAGAAGGAGCACGCCCGGCUCCUGAGGAACCAGUCGCAGUACGAGAGGCAGCUCAAGAAACUCCAGUCUGAGGUGGUGGAGAUGAAGAAGGUCAAGGUGCGACUCAUGAGGCAGAUGAAGGAGCAGCAGGAGAAGAACCGGAUGUCGGAAUCCCGCAGGAACCGGGAGAUCGCCUCCCUGAAGAAGGACCAGAGGAAGCAGGAGCACCAGCUGAAGCUUCUGGAAGCCCAGAGGAGGCAGCAGGAGCUGAUUCUUCGCAGAAAGACUGAAGAGGUAACUUCUCUGAGACGGCAGAUGAGGCCUGUUUCCGGAAAGAUCAACCGUAGGGUCAACCCCCAAGACUCUCUCCAGGACUCUCGUCACAACACAGCAGUGCGCUCUUAUACAGGCUCUGCCCUGAACGGAACCAGGCUGUACCUGCGCAGGACAGCGGGGGUGUACUCCACUCGAGUGGCUCGGGGGAAGUGGCAGACCCUGGAGCGGCGCAUCUCUGAUGUCAUCAUGCAGCGCAUGACCAUCUCCAACAUGGAGGCAGACAUGAACCGGCUCCUGAAGCAACGUGAAGAGCUGACCAAGCGGCGGGAGAAGGUGUGCAGAAAGAGGGACCGGCUGUCGCUGUCGUCGCCCGAGGGGGCCGAGGCCGAGAAGGCCGUCCAAUCCCUGAGCGAGGAGCUGGAGUCGCUGGGGGCCAACAUCGACUACAUCAACGACAGCAUCGCCGACUGCCAGGCCAACAUCAUGCAGAUGGAGGAGGCUAAGGAGGAAGGAGACACGGUGGAGAUUUCAGCGGUGAUCAGUUCUUGCACCCUGUCAGAAUCACGCUUCCUCAUGGAUCAUUUUAUGACCAUGGUCAUCAAUAAGGGCCUGCAGGCGGCCCAGAAAGAGUCUCAGAUCAAGGUGAUGGAGGGUCGUCUGAAGCAGACGGAGAUCAACAGCGCUACUCAGAACCAGCUGCUGUUCCAUAUGCUGAAGGAGAAGGCUGAGUUCAACCCCGAGCUGGACGCCCUGCUGGGGAACGCACUGCAAGAGCUAGGUAACAUGCCACUGGAGAACGGAGAUGACAGCAGUAGUGACGAAUCAACACAGAGUCCCUCAGCAGAUGGGAGCACUCUAUCCUCUGACCUCAUGAAGCUCUGUGGAGAGACCAAACCAAGGAGCAAGGCUCGCAGGAGAACCACCACACAGAUGGAGCUCCUGUAUGCCAACAGCAGUGAGUCCACCCCCGACUCAACCACCACUGGGGAGCUAUCUGGCGCUCUUCACCCAUUGGCUGAGACUCCGGAGGGUGCCGGAGAGCUGGACUCGAGCGUGGUCGUCUCCUCUGCCAGGGACAGGGACAGGGACAGGGACUUAAUGGCUCCUGCCUCGGGCUUCUCCUCUAAACUGGGUAGCAUUCCUGGCUACAGACCUCCAUCAGGGCCAGACAAAAGAGUUCCGGAACCUUCCCCACUCGCCCGGCGGAAGACUUAUGACAAGGGACAAGCCCUGACUGACAGGGUUAAGAGCAGCAAGGAGAUCAAACAAGGUGUAAUUGUCCCAGUGCCCGUACCAAAGAGCAGCCGCUCAGGAACCCUGCAGUGUGUGCACAUGGCCGAGGGCCACAGUAAGGCUGUCCUGUGUGUGGACUCCACGGAUGACCUCCUGUUCACCGGAUCCAAGGAUCGGACGUGUAAGGUGUGGAACCUGGUGACCGGACAGGAGAUCAUGUCUCUGGGCGGCCACCCCAACAACGUGGUGUCGGUGCGCUACAGCUCCAGCCUGGUGUUCACCGUCUCCACCUCCUACAUCAAAGUCUGGGACAUCCGGGACUCGGCCAAGUGCAUCCGCACGCUGACGUCCUCUGGUCAGGUCAGCACCAGUGAUGUCUGCGCAGGCAACACCAACAGAACCGUGUCCAUCCCCGCGGGGGAGAACCAGAUCAACCAGAUUGCCCUCAACCCCACGGGUUCCGUGCUCUACGCCGCCGCAGGGAACUCUGUGCGCAUGUGGGACCUGAGGAGGUUUGUGUCUACAGGAAAGCUUACCGGUCACUUAGGUCCAGUCAUGUGUCUGACAGUGGACCAGACUAGUAAUGCUCAGGACCUGGUCUUCAGUGGAUCUAAAGACCAUUACAUCAAGAUGUUUGAUGUGACGGAGGGCUCCCAGGGGAACCUCAGCCCCACACACAACUUCGAGCCGCCUCACUACGACGGCAUCGAGUCCCUGGUGGUGCGGGGGGACUGCCUCUUCAGCGGCUCCAGGGACAACGGCAUUAAGAAGUGGGAUCUGGCCCGGAAGGAUCUACUGCAGCAGGUGCCCAAUGCCCACCGGGACUGGGUGUGUGCCCUCGGCGUGGUGCCCGGGUCUCCAGCGCUGCUGAGUGGCUGCCGAGGGGGCGUGCUGAAGCUGUGGCACUCGGACACCCUGGCACCACUGGGUGAACUCAAGGGGCACGAGAGCCCCAUCAACGGCAUCUCCACCAACAGCAGCCUUCUGUUCACCGCCUCCGAUGAUCGGACUGUAAAGAUCUGGCGAGCAAGAGGGUCUCUGGAUGCCGCUUCAGAUGUGAUGGAAAACACAGACGAGGCUGCUGCCAGCUAGGAAGGAUGCCGCCGCCUCCUCUCCGUCACGGAGGGGGUGGGCAGAGGCCAGCGUGGCCAUUUGCACUUUGACCCCCAGCAGCAGCAGCUUCUGGAUCAUAUUUUACGCGUGUAUCACAUGACAUCCUCUUUUGUUGUGGUCAUGGAGCUGACCUCCAUACUAUGUAGUCUGAUCUCUUCACACAGAAAGGAGACUGCAGUUCUCAUUUCAUUUAAGACGUGGCUUCUUCUUCUGUUUUGCCCCCUUGGGUCUGUUCCACUCUGACUGUGCUACUGUAGCUCGUUUUCUCUAGCACGUUCAAAAGAAAAGCCUCAAUAUUGCUCCAUGGCACUGUCUGUAUUUGAGCUGAUGUUCACCGUGUCAAGCCCCACUUGUGAUGCAGUUGGGACUAAUGGGGAUGAGGAUGUGGACGAGUGGAUAGCCUGCAGCCGCUCAGAGCAGUCCCUCCCAGUCUGGACACUUAUGCGUUAGGGAUAUUUCAACAUGGAGGCAAGUUUGCAAGCAAUUGAAAAAUAGCUUUGUGGGAAUGGGGCUGGAUUCACCAUACCCUUAACAUGUGCCUCUGUGGUCUUGCGUUGUCGGUACCUACAGAUGCUUGCCAAAAGCUCUUUGUCAUCCAUGCCAUGAUCAAAAUGAUGCCGUAGAGUAGCGUAUUACCCCAAUCAACGGAAAGGUUUUCCUGUGUAGUGUCACCUAGCUUCUAGUUGUUCCCCCACACACACUGCACGUCCCUGUAGAACAUCGUCUCACUCUCACUUUGUGACUCACUGACUCGCUGUCAUUUGAAGUUGGCAUUACUCCGUGUUGGCAAACGUUCUCUCUCUCUCAUGUGAAUUAAUGUUUCUGCUGCUACAGUCUAACUCUAAACCUGCGACCUUAGAAGGCUCCCUUUUAGAAGGCAAGUUGGGUGGCCUUAACUCGAAGGCACACUGUACUGUAUGAACAAACGAAGGACAGAGGAGCAUUCCUGUGCCUGUACACCUAAUAAUGUAGAGCAGCCUUGAGCUUAAACCUGGUUCAUGUUAUAACUGCUGUGUGCACUAGCUGACAUCAUCGUCACUGGCUCUGUGUUUGUCUUUUAGAUGAGUACUGGAACUUUGCACCUGUGAACUUUUAAAACUGUUCAAAUAUAUGACUGAUGCUGUGUAUGCCUGUACUAACCAUAGGUCUUAAACAAUUUGCAGUCAAUUUGGAAUUCAUCAAGAAUUUAGACAUUCUGGCAACUGAUGAACCAGGUCUGGGAAAUGACCGUCACUGACUUGCACUGUAGGAGCACUCUAGUCUCUGUGUUCACAGUAGGGGUUGCUCUCUGUCCUGCAUAGAGCAAUCCUGUUUAGUGUGCAUAGAGUGGAUUUCAUGUAUGUAUUUAUGUAUGUCAGAAUCCUGAUUUUUUUCUGUUUUAGUAGGCAGUCCACAAAGUUGAACUCUAACAAUGUCAGUUACUUGAAUUAAAUGGCAUCUGUCAAAA
This is a messenger RNA of Clupea harengus (Atlantic herring), 6812 nucleotides long. It is a transcript of the gene kif21a, whose product is annotated as kinesin family member 21A. Gene Ontology annotation, molecular function: microtubule motor activity; ATP binding; microtubule binding. Gene Ontology annotation, biological process: spindle elongation; microtubule-based movement; mitotic spindle organization. NCBI's taxonomy places the organism in Eukaryota, Metazoa, Chordata, Actinopteri, Clupeiformes, Clupeidae. Gene Ontology annotation, cellular component: microtubule associated complex. The record is from RefSeq and is a predicted model, not a curated record.